Cuscuta campestris is the source of this 3138-nucleotide messenger RNA. NCBI's taxonomy places the organism in Eukaryota, Viridiplantae, Streptophyta, Magnoliopsida, Solanales, Convolvulaceae. The record is from the annotation of a GenBank genome assembly.
AGAAAUACAAAUUUUAGGAAGACACGACAGCGCGCACAAUUCUUUUUGUCAUUCCAGUGACCUAACAGCUCUGUGCAGGACACGAGAUCGGAUUAGCCCCGCACUCCGAUCUCUCAUCAAGCUCAUCAGAUCCGAGAUUCUCCAAGCUCCAUCAUGUGAGAUUUUCGUUUCUCUUCCUUGAUCCAAAAAAAACUUUUGUUUCCAAAUCCCAAUCGCCGCUAUAAUGCUUCAUGAUUGAAUUGCUUAAUCCCCCAUUUGGAUUUAUCUUUUUGCUCUCUUUUCGGCAUUGGCGCCGGUUUAUCCAUGAGAAGAUGUAAAAUUGAAGUCACAGAGGUCAUGCCGAUGAUCGAUUAAACUUGUUUGGUAUGCACUUAGAUGGAGAUCAGUGAAGGAUUUGAAUGGGAAGAAAUACUUUUAUUUAUUUCUCUGUACAAGUGCAAGCAUUGCUUUUCAGAUAGUUCAUCUUAUUUGCUGUAUUGUUGUGGAUAGAAAUAAUGUCCCUGAAUUCUAACUUAAACCCAAGUAGCGUUGGAAAACACAUUUCGCUCACAAGGAGUAUUGGAAUAUUAUGAGUGUUGUUGCUUCAUGCUACUAGACUUGAUCAGAGUCAUCGUGUGAAAACUAUUAUUCACUUUUGUUUCAUUUCAAGUUCAAAUUUUCAUUUCUUUUAUAGCAGUUGUAUUUCUAACACUAUGUUUGGUUCAAGGAAUUAGGAAGAACAAGAAAAGAAAAUGGUUUUCUCUCAUUUUCCUCACCAAAAUGGGAAGAAUUUUAUUUUCUAUACCCUUAGUUCAUUUUGCCUCCUUAUUUUCUUUUCCUCUCCAACCAAACCAAAAAAAUUGUUUUCCAUCUCAUUUUGUUUUCUCUUCCCCUUCAAAUUGCUUGAACCAAACAUAGUGUAGAUGGUGUGCAUAUAGUUGAUCUUUACAUGGCAAUAUUAUGUAACUGUAUAUAGAUUUAAACUACUGUCUGUACAUUUUAUACGAAUCUUGUGCAAGUAUAAAAUAUGGCAUAAUAUCUACACAUUUUUUUCUUUGGGGCCACAACAACCUAGGUAAAGUUUUUUCCUCGAUUUUCAUUUGAGUUGCUUUCUUAAAGACUCCAUUUUGUUUCCCUGAAUUGGGCACUCUACUCUAAAUCAUCCAAUCUUCAGGUAUUUGAUCUUAAAACAUUGGCAUGGUUUACAAUAAAAUCAACCACAGAUGUUCUUCCAGCUCUAUCUGGCCAUUCUAUGAUUAGCUGGGAUCACAAAUUGCUGAUUCUUGCUGGCCACUCAAGAAGUGUUUCUGAUACUGUUAUAGUUAGGGUGAUUGAUCUGGAAUCACACAACUGUUCUAUUAUGGAGACCUAUGGAACACCACCAGUAGCUCGUGGUGGGCAAUCUGUGACACUCUUUGGUUCUAAGCUAAUAAUGUUUGGUGGUGAAGAUAGGAACCGGCGGUUAUUGAAUGAUAUUCAUGUUCUUGAUCUUGAGACAAAGACAUGGAGUUAUGUGGAGACCACGCAGACACCCCCGUCUCCCAGAUUUGAUCACACGGCUGCACUACAUGAAGAUCACUACCUUCUAAUUUUUGGCGGGUGUUCUCAUUCAGUUUUUUUCAAUGAUCUGCAUGUUCUGGACUUGGAAACGAUGGAAUGGUCUUGCCCCCAACUUCAGGGCGAUAUUAUUGGCUCACGAGCUGGUCAUGCUGGGGUCAUCAUAGACGAGAACUGGUACAUAGUUGGUGGUGGAGAUAACAAAAGUGGUGUGCCAGAAACUCUUGUUUUGAAUAUGUCUAAGCUUGUCGUGUCAGUGUUGACAAGUGUCAAGGGGAGAGAUCCACUUGCUAGUGAGGGACUAACUGUAUCCUCAGCAUUACUAGAUGGCGAGAAUUUUUUGGUUGCAUUUGGCGGCUAUAACGGAAAAUACAACAAUGAGGUAUUUGUUAUGAGGCCUAAACCAAGAGAUUCAUUGCUUCCCAAGAUACUUGUGUCACCAGCAGCUGCAGCUGCUGCAGCUUCCGUCACUGCGGCUUAUGCCUUGACUAGACCUGAAAAAUUGGACUUAACUGCAAGCGAAGAUUCAAAUUUUAAGGAAUUCAGGAAUGGUACCUCCCAAAAGGAUUUAUCUUAUGAGAUUGGUGUGAUUAGAGAAGAGAAAAAGGAAUUGGAAUCAUCUCUUGCUGAAGUUACAGCAGAGAACUCUGCUCUCAAGGCAAAGGUUGAUGAAGUUAACAUCACUUAUGCGGACUUAUCCAAGGAAUUUCAUUCAGUUCAGAGUCAGCUGACAUCCGAGCGAUCAAGAUGUGCAAAAUUGGAGGCACAAAUAACUGAGCUACGCAAGAUGCUGGAGUCGAUGCAAUCGGUAGAGGAAGAGGUUGAAGAACUUAGGAAGCAGAAGUAUGAAAUGGAACGCGAUAUGGAACUCGGAGUUUCCCAGGGCCAGAAGUCAGGUGGUGUUUGGAAGUGGAUUUCGGGUUAGGUUUUGAAAUGCACCUUGGGUAAUAGCAUCAUCCUUCGUGCAGUAGUUCAAUGGUUUUGUGAAUCUAUAUUAUAUUUUAGUGUCUACCAUGAGAAAAACGUGUCCCAGAUUUUUCUUCCUAAGGUUAUACAGCAGUUUAGAGUUUCUUAAUUCUUUGACUUCGUUUUCUCUUGUGUUCUCUUUCAACUGUUCUUAAUACCAAGAAGUACCAACAACAUUUUCAAUUGUAAUACAUAUAUUCAUUUGUAACAUGUUUUUUGUGGUUUUCACAACCUUAGAUUGCUUCAUUGCUUGCCUCUUAUGUAUUACAAUAAUCAUGAAAAAAUUGUUACUAUCACUACAAUGUUGGGUUGUAAAUAACCGAAUUGAAUUGAGUAGUGAUGAAUAUUAUUCGUAUUUGUUAGUUUUAGAUGGCCCGAUUUAACUGUUCUUUGUAAAUAAUUGGGAAAUAUGGGCCGAGCCACGUAUUAUUUCCCAUCAAGAAGUCCUCCACUUUUUUGAGUUGUGAGAAUCAUCAACUUAAAAAAGUAAACAAGUCCUCCGAGUGUGAUCUUCAGUCUUCGUACUUUGAAUUCUUGACCGGUAGAUAUUAUUGCUAGUCCUCCGAGUCUUCAUUAAUUCUCUAAUUCCUUGAAUCAGAAGUUUUUUCUUGCAAAAAAUAAUUUGUACAACAUUUU